Messenger RNA from Plenodomus lingam JN3, 1761 nucleotides. The record is from RefSeq and is a predicted model, not a curated record. NCBI's taxonomy places the organism in Eukaryota, Fungi, Ascomycota, Dothideomycetes, Pleosporales, Leptosphaeriaceae.
AUGCACGACUGGAUUGAAGCCACUACGACCAGAGAUGCGAUCAGCAGGUAUUACACUCAUAUACUAUCGAGAGCUUUAGGCAAACGGACAGAUCACAUGGAUUUUCUUAUCAGAAAAUUGAUGGCAAUCCAGGAUAAGGACGGCCCAGGCGCGGGCGGGGUCAAUACGGUCGAUACAAUGGAAGCUACGGAUCGACAUGACAUGUCAAAUGUCGGAGAUUUCUCGAAAACCAUCUUCGCACCGGAUGCGCCAGGUGAUCCACGAUUGCCUACCGACGAACAAGCAACGAUGCGUAAUGAUGAUGGGACGGCCAUGGGCCGAAUGCAGCAAGCGUGGAAGGCCUUUGAGAGGCAGCUCGUUGCAUACAAUCUGGAAGCGCGUGGCAUCCAGCGCGUUGAGCCAGACGAGCGACAGGAUCUGCAUUUGCUGGGCUACUCGCAAGUCUCCAUCAUGUGGUUCUCUGUCAAUCUAGCCGCGAACAACAUCACACUCGGUAUGCUAGGUCCUGUCGUCUUCGCCCUCGGGUUCCUGGAUGCAUGCCUUCUCAGCGUGUUUGGUGCAUUUGUGGGCUGCCUAGUCGUGGCCUACAUUGCGACUUUCGGCCCCAAGAGCGGAAAUAGAACCAUGAUCUUCUCGCGAUACAUUAUGGGUUGGUGGCCAUCCAAGAUUGUGGUCAUUCUCAAUAUUAUCGUCUUAUUGGGGUACGGUAUGAUUGACUGCGUGGUCGCUGGUCAGAUCCUGUCCGCGGUCUCUGGCAACACCAUGUCCAUUGUGGUGGGCAUCAUUAUCGUCGCUGUCAUCGCCUGGGGUAUUACGACGUUCGGCUACCACAUCUUCCACUACUACGAGCGCUGGGCAUGGCUACCCCAACUCAUUGUGCUCUGCAUUUUGGCAGGCGUUGCUGGCUCACAAUUCAACAUCUCCUCCCAUUCGCAUGGUGAUGAGAAUCCAGAUACACCAACUGGUAAUCGCAUUAGCUUCUUCGGCCUAUGUCUGGCAGCGGCUAUUACGUAUGGUGGUGGAUCCGCGGAUUACUUUGUGUAUUAUCCAACACACGCAGCAUCGUGGAGAAUCUUCGUCAUGACCAUGCUUGGUUUGAUGUGUAGCUUCACAUUCGCCUUCGUUCUCGGUAUCGGCCUGGCAUGUGGUACACUAAUUAACGCUGAAUGGGAAGCAGCCUACGGUGUCUCCCAAGGCGCUCUCAUCGUCGAAGCAUACAAGCCUCUCGGCGCAUUUGGAUCUUUCUGCGGUGUCGUCGUCGCUCUCGGCCUCGUCGCAAAUCUCAUUGUGCCAACUUACUCAUCGGGCAUCGAUGCGCAAAUCCUCGGACGGUGGGCAGGUGCUAUACCAAGAGUGAUCUGGAACACUGUCGGUGUGGUUAUCUACACAGUUUGUGCCCUGGCUGGCCGUGCUCACCUAGCGGAAAUCUUCACAAAUUUUCUCGCGCUCAUGGGCUACUGGGUAUCUGUCUGGAUCGCAAUCACAUUAGAAGAGCACUUGAUCUUCCGCCGCAAGACUGGAUUUAAGUGGGAGGUUUGGAACCAGAAGAACAAAUUGCCUCUGGGCAUCGCGGCUUUGAUCGCCUUCGUAGUUGGAUGGAUAGGCGCAAUCAUGUGCAUGGCGCAAGUUUGGUACAUUGGGCCGCUGGCUAAACAGGUGGGAACAUAUGGAGCUGACAUGGGCAACUUCGUUGGGUUUGCAUGGGCAGCGCUUGUAUACCCACCACUGAGAAUGUGGGAGCUUAGGAGAUUCGAGAGAUGA